Molecule: messenger RNA, 582 nt
Organism: Amphibalanus amphitrite
Lineage: Eukaryota; Metazoa; Arthropoda; Thecostraca; Balanomorpha; Balanidae
Product: reactive oxygen species modulator 1-like
Exons: 3
Coding region: 148-384 (78 amino acids)
Biological process (GO): protein import into mitochondrial matrix; protein insertion into mitochondrial inner membrane
Cellular component (GO): TIM23 mitochondrial import inner membrane translocase complex
Source: RefSeq, a predicted model, not a curated record
GCAACAUGGCGGCGCCCAUACCAAUACGGCGCAGUUUUCGCCGCACGCGCACGGGCUGACACCGGUGAUAAGUGAUAAGCGCUGGGAAAUCACUUAAGUUAAAAUACAAAACACUUUUAGAACUGCUAGAUUGGUGCAAAGGCCACAAUGCCGAUCCCUGCUGGAUAUGGGGCCCAGGGGCCAAGCUGUUUUGACAAGAUGAAGAUGGGAUUUGGCAUUGGAUUUUGUGUCGGAAUGGCAAGUGGUGCCCUAUUUGGAGGAUUCUCCGCCCUGAGGUACGGGCUGCGAGGCCGGGAGCUUAUCAACAACGUGGGCAAGGUGAUGCUGCAAGGAGGCGGCACGUUCGGCACCUUCAUGGCGAUAGGCACGGGCAUUCGGUGUUGACCAUGUCGCCCCUUCUUCGCCAUGCUGUCUCGCGAGUGUUUAGUGUGAUACCGGGAAUUCAAAUGGCCACUUGAAAUCCCGUACUGAAUCAUAUGUAUGGUAUCCUCAGCCACCUCAUAUGGUUAUUGCAAUGGGUUGAGCAGGAAACGCUGUUUUGUAGUGUGCAUUGUGUAAUAAAACAACCACAGUAUAUCAACA